This is a messenger RNA of Manduca sexta (tobacco hornworm), 5021 nucleotides long. RefSeq names its product kinesin-like protein Klp61F (gene Klp61F). Lineage: Eukaryota; Metazoa; Arthropoda; Insecta; Lepidoptera; Sphingidae. Bases 166 to 3579 code for a protein of 1137 amino acids. Gene Ontology annotation, biological process: mitotic spindle assembly; microtubule-based movement. Gene Ontology annotation, molecular function: plus-end-directed microtubule motor activity; microtubule binding; ATP binding. Gene Ontology annotation, cellular component: nucleus; spindle microtubule. The record is from RefSeq and is a predicted model, not a curated record. The transcript has 23 exons.
CACUGACACUAACCGAAAUUUAAAUUUUGUUUGGUUCAACGACAAUUCAACGUAUUCUUUACGAUUUUGAAAUAUUAAUUUGUUUUUUGGUGUAUUUAUUCAGAAAAACAGCACAAUUGCAGUGAUAAGUUUAUUUGUGAAUCGUUUUAUGUGUGUUGUGUCGAGAUGACGUCCGAAAAAGGAUGCCGGAAGGACAAAAAUCAGAAUAUUCAAGUGUUUGUGAGAUUGAGGCCCCUGAACCAGCGGGAGCGGGACCUCAAGUCUCUGGGUGUGGUGGAAGUCCACCACAACAAGGAGGUGGUUGUGCGGUUCACGCAACAAACAAACCUCACCAAGAAGUUCACAUUUGACAGGGCAUUUGCUCCAAAUGCUAGCCAGGUGGAAAUAUACCAGGAGGUGGUCAGCCCUCUCAUUGAGGAGGUGCUGGCGGGAUACAACUGUACAGUGUUUGCUUAUGGGCAGACCGGCACAGGUAAAACCCACACCAUGGUGGGAGAGAAUACUGGCGAUGAGACUACUUGGCAGAAGGACCCACUAGCGGGCAUCAUUCCGCGCGCCCUCAGUCAACUCUUCGACGAGCUGCGCAUCUCUAACACGGAGUAUACCGUCCGCGUGUCGUACCUUGAGUUGUACAAUGAGGAACUCUUUGACCUGUUGUCCACCUCUGAGGACAACUCGAAGCUCAGGAUAUAUGAAGAUGUUACUAGAAAGGGCUCCAAUAUUGUCAAUGGACUUGAGGAGAUUACGGUAUACAACAAAAAAGAAGUAUACAAAAUAAUGGCGCAAGGACAAGAAAGGAAGCGGGUCGCCUCCACACUAAUGAAUGCGCAGUCAAGUAACCAUCCCAAUGGCAAAGAGAACCGUGUUCGCUCGCACACGGUAUUCACAAUCGUAGUGCACAUGAAAGAGAACAGCCCGGAAGGCGAAGAACUAGUUAAGAUCGGGAAACUCAACCUGGUGGACUUGGCCGGCUCGGAGAACAUCAGCAAGGCGGGUUCAGACAACCCGGCCAAGCGGGAGAGAGCGCGCGAGUGCGUCAACAUCAACCAGUCGCUGCUGACCCUGGGCAGGGUCAUCACGGCGCUGGUGGAGCGACAUCCUCAUGUUCCGUACAGGGAAUCGAAACUAACUCGUAUCCUCCAAGAAUCACUUGGUGGUAGAACCAAGACGUCAAUAAUAGCAACAAUAUCGCCGGGCCACAAGGACCUCGAGGAGACCAUGUCGACCCUGGAGUACGCGCACAGAGCCAAGAAUAUACAGAACAAACCAGAGGUGAAUCAGAAGAUGACGAAGAAGGCCAUCCUUAAAGAGUAUGCUGAGGAGAUUGACAGGCUGAAGAGAGACCUGCAAGCUGCUAGGGACAAGAAUGGUGUCUACCUAGCCAGUGACACAUUCGCAGAGAUGACGUUAAAGCAAGAGGAACAGAAAAAAGAGAUACAAGAACUCCUGCUCAAGAAAAGAGCUAUGGAAGAAGAGAGGGACAGAAUGGAGGGAGUGUUUGCAGACCUCAAUCAGAAACUAGAGAUUAGAGACACAGAGCUGAAUGUUACUAAGAAUAACCUGAACACGACUAAAGCGAAACUAGCUAAUACUAAUAAUCUACUCCGCGCCACUCGGCUGCAAUGCGAGGAGCAGCGCGAGUUGGUGCAGCAUCACCAGAAGACGGAGGUGAACCUAGGAGCGCAGGCUCGCGACCUGCUCUCCGUGGCAGAUACCGCCACUACGCAUGUCACGCAUUUACACGACUCGCUUGACAAGCGCAGAUCGUUGGAAUCAAACAACUUGGAGACAACGAAGCUGUAUCAAGAGGAGUCGGCGCAGCAUCGCGAGCAGAUCGCUGAGAAUGUGGAGACCUGUGUGCAAGCCAUCGCCAGCGCUCUAGAAAACAUGGACGCAGUGUUAGAUGAGUACACGACGUCCAGCACGCAGACACAUGACGAAAAUAGACAGAAAUUGGAAACCCUAGCCAAGACCAUCAUGGAAACCAUGGAUGAGAUAAAAUCGUUAUCAACAAGCUCGCAGUCCCGUCUCGUAGAAGACACGUCGUCCCACCGCUCGCGGCUGCAGGCGGCCGUCUCCUCUCACCAGCGCGCCGUCUGCGACGCACUCACCGGACUCAUGCGCAGCGUCGACUCCUGCGUGCAGCGGGCUGAAGAUACUGAUGUCAAGGGAAACGUUGCUAAAUUUGUGCAGCAGUGGUGGUCGGGCGCGGAGGCGCGCGUGCAGUCUCUGCGGCGACUCCACGCGGCGCACGGCCGCCGCCGCCACGCGCGCCGCGCGCGACUCGACUCGCGCCGCACCGCCGCGCUGCACUGCAUACAGCAAAUAGAAACAGAAAAGUCCGAAAUAGAGAGCCGUCUCUCCCGCCAGCUGGUGGAAGACAUCGAAACAGAGAGACGGGCGACGGAACAGAGAUUACAAGACUGGAUGGAAGAGGAGAGAAGACUCCUGGAGGAGAGACUGCAGCGACAUGUUGCGGCGGAGAAGAACGCGCUUGAGGAGAGAUUGAAGAAGAAAGUGGAUGAAGUAGAAGAAGAACGCAAGCUACUAGAAGAGAGGAUGGCGCGGCAUGUUCAGUGGCAGCAAGACCAGCUCGCUGCGAACACGCAAGAGAUGGAGAUCGCUGACAAGGAUCUGGAGGAGUUUGAACAGUACAGCGAGGAGUGUGAUGCCAGCUUUAAUAAAUAUGGCAAACAAUUUGAAGAAGGCGCCAGCGCCAUCAGCACUGACAUGGAGAUCUUCAGCCGCAAUGUGGUGGAAGUGGUGGAGCACAUCAACAACGAGCUGCUCAACGCUCUGAGACAAGCCAGGGAACAGAACAAGAAAGAACUGAAUGACGUCAUGGAGACAGACGCCGAGAACAGCAAACGUCUGACUGACGACGUGGACGCGGUGCUCACUGACGUGGUCAAGUCCACCGAACAGAUAUUGGAGACGGCAGUCGGUAAGAUCGAGAUGAACAACACAUCAACGAUCGAGCGCCUGUCGGAAGUGUCAUCGUCGACAUCAGAGGAGGUCGCGCGCUGGUCCCUCACCCGCGAGCGGCAGCGCGGCGCGGCCGGCGACACGCGCGGCGCCGCGCGACAGCUGCGCGAGCGGCUGCACGGCGCGCUGCAGCGCCUCGCCGACCUGCAGCGGCAGUACCUGGCGAGCCGAUACGCACGCUACGAACCUUCUGGUAAAACACCGUCCCGCAUGGACUACCGCUACCCGCGGACCUUAGUGGCCACCUCGCCACACGACAGGAUCCUCAAACGAUUCAGAGCUAUGCGACAAAACAGUCAAGAUGAUGACGUGAUCCUGGUGGAGAGCGAAUCGAACAGUCGUGCAGCGAGCGACUCGGAGAGCUCCACAGCAGACGAGAGCGCCUUCACGUCACCCUCGCCGCCGGACGCCAAGGAACACGCGCCCAUCGUCAAGUGCACCUCCGAGACUGACAUCUACGCCAUUAAAAAGCAACAAGAUAUGCGAGGUAAAGAGAACCUGGAUCGAACGAUGUCGUACAAGAAACCGUCGAAACUGCCCGCGCCAGCGUCACACAAGAAACCGCUCGUAGAACGGAACGGUACCAUCAACUGACCAUCCACUGGCGGUAGCACGGUCUUCGAAUAACCGACGGUCAGCCAGUAGAGUAUAAAUAACUAUAGAUGAUAGUUGAACAGUAGAUAGAACGCCGUGUUGGUAUAGGAAUUAUGUGACAAAAAUCUUUAUUUCAGAGUGUGAUGGUUUAAAUUCAAAUGCACUUGAAAAGUGUUGUGUUUCGAGCGUUGAUCGCGACAUUACUAACUAUUUCAAUAGUAUUUAUGUAGAAUACAAACCAAACGUUUUCAGGAUUUAUUCAUGAAACUUCAAAAGGUGCAAAUAUUGAGUAAAUGUAAAUGAUAAGGCGUUUCUAAAGGACUUUAUAAGAUGUUUAUAAAAGUAGGAAAAGGCAUGUUCACAGAUUUUUUUAAAUUUAAAAUUAAUAGCAUAAAGUAUUUCAAUAAUAUUUAAAACCAAUGCUUAAUUGAUUUGAAAUAUUUAAAUUUUAUUAUCUACAUUGAUAAUGACUAAGAAGACAUUUUCUCAAAAAUAAUUCAUUCAUAAAGAUGAUUGGCCACUGAUAAAAAAAUAUGUUAUUUAGGAUGUAGAUAGUGAUAGUAUAAUUAAACUGAUUUUUUAUAUUUUAAGGGAUGCAACACCUAUUUUUCUAGCAUAGUAUUAUGAAUUUUUAUAACUUGUUUGUAUAUUUUUAAAAAAUUUGCAUUAUUUUUUAUCUCAUUUGAAAUUCAGAUUUCAAGAUUAGUUCAGAGUGUAUGUUCAUAAAUAAGUAUGAGUAAUCAUCACAUAAAUAAUAGUUAAUUAUAAACUUAUAAUAAUAUUUACUGCCAAAUUUUGGCAUAAUAAUUUAACCUGCACUAAAAUAUUAAGAGAUAUUUGUAUAUGAAAUACAAACCAUUAAAUAUCUCCACACAAUUAGUUUAAAUUGUAACAUUUACUUUUUGUAAUCUAAAUUUGUGUAUUGUAUCCUAAUAAAGCUAAUGUAAUCAUAGAGUGUGUAUAAAAAUAAGAAUGACAAGUGUGUGCUUAGUCUAUUUCUAUACAUUCUAAGGUCUGCUUUCUCCAAUUCAAUUUGGUCAUUAUCAUUCUAAAAGAUGCCAAUAAAAGUCCAAAAACCCCUUUUAAUUCCUUGUACCUUUCCUAUACUGAUAGUGCAUCCAUGAUUCUUCCAUUAUUGUGAUGUUUGUAGUAGAAAUCUCUUAACACCACAUGACGCUAUCUCUGCUUGGUAUUUCCCGGUGCGAAUUAUAAAAAAUUUAAACAUGCCCCAUUUAAGAAAAAAAUUACAACAAAAACUUUAGGUCGCCUAAAAUCUUGACCUUUACACUAGGUAUCAUAAACCUUAAUUAACAAUUUUCGACCUAUUUGACCCUAGAGGUCUAAACUAAUUCGAAUUAUUUUAUAGUUUUAUAAGUUUUGUAUGUUGCAUUAUGUAUUGUUCAUAUUGAUAUGUUAGUUUAAUAAACAUACUUAUAGCACUA